AUGUGGUUGAUGCGGUGCCAAUGUCUCGCAGCUGGUCAAAGGCACUUCCUCUUUGUUGAAUCGCUGGCAAGGUUCUCGGCCUGUAGACAAAGACGCGGGCGUUGGGAGACGUUCAACUGGACGAAACGAUGCAGGGCGGGAGAACAGUAG
This is a messenger RNA of Pochonia chlamydosporia 170, 150 nucleotides long. RefSeq lists its product as hypothetical. Lineage: Eukaryota; Fungi; Ascomycota; Sordariomycetes; Hypocreales; Clavicipitaceae. The transcript has a single exon. Bases 1 to 150 code for a protein of 49 amino acids. The record is from RefSeq and is a predicted model, not a curated record.